Molecule: messenger RNA, 1771 nt
Organism: Musa acuminata AAA Group (dessert banana)
Lineage: Eukaryota; Viridiplantae; Streptophyta; Magnoliopsida; Zingiberales; Musaceae
Product: ethylene-responsive transcription factor CRF1-like
Exons: 3
Coding region: 554-1606 (350 amino acids)
Biological process (GO): regulation of DNA-templated transcription
Molecular function (GO): DNA-binding transcription factor activity; DNA binding
Source: RefSeq, a predicted model, not a curated record
GGAACAUAUACAAAGCUUGUUGGGUGAGAUCGACUUGCUGUGGUCUUUCUUGCUUGUCUAUUGUAUCGGUGGUUAUUACCGAGAACGUGAGAUUAAUGCUGAAGCCGACUCACUCGACCUCCAAGAUUAUACCGUGAUUGCAGGCAACAAUCCCAACAGUCGGUGUCUACCAAAGGUCAAGACCACAACACUGGAGUCGUCUUCUUCCUUUUAUUUUUGUUCAUCGAGAGAGCAGACACACAACGGUGGAGUCGUUACCACGACUUGUCACCGCCCCCGGCUUUGAGCUCUCCUCAGCGGAAACCAAGGCGAGCGGGGCGCCACUCAUGUCUUGUCGUUACCUCCCCGCCGCACUGUAGCUGCCGUAGCUUUAAAGGACCUCUGCUUGUUCGCCCCAUGAAACCCAGUGCUUUGUUUUAUCUAGUUUAGCCGAACAUAUGCACCUUCUUCUCUCUUUGAAUCUAAUUUAUUUCCUUGCCGUACUUCAAACCCCUACUUUCAUUUGUUUAUCCGUCACCAACGUGUUCUUGGCUUCUCAGGUUCAUUCCGGAGGAUGAACCCAGUGCGAUGGACCGAGCUCAAUCCACGCCGAUUCCACGCCUCUUCUCAGAUCACAUCUUGCGCUGCUGCUGGGUUGGGUUUAUCCUGCGCGGUGGAAAGGAGCAGAGGCUUGGUGAGGACGUCUUCAAGCUUCCUCCUCUACGUCGCCUCUGGUGGAGACGCCCGUCGGCCGAACCCGACCAUGAAGAAAGCUCGAACCUUGCGCAUCUUCUGGACCGACCCUGAGGCGACCGACUCAUCCGGCGAUGACGAGGAAUGCGGGGUCUCCGGGCGCCGCGUCGGGCGGCUGGUGAGGGAGAUUGGGCUCGAUCCCUGCCCCGCCGUCGUUGACAAGCUGAGGAGGGCGCGGAAGAAGGCGCCGGCUGGAGGUGGCAAGGUGGCAUCGCAGACCGGAAGCACCAAGUUCCGCGGCGUCCGGCGGCGGCCGUGGGGGAAGUACGCGGCGGAGAUCCGCGACCCGUGGCGCGGCGUCCGCGUGUGGCUCGGCACCUUCGACACCGCCGAGGAGGCCGCCAUGGUCUACGACUGCGCCGCUCUCCAGCUCCGCGGCCCCGGCGCCACCACCAACUUCUCCACUUCCUCCUCCUCCUCCACCACCCCCGCUCCGCCCCAGGUGGCUGAGGAGGCGUCCGACCCCACCACAGUCUCCGCCGGCUACGACUCCGGAGACGACUCCCAAAGCCGGACCUCCCCGACCUCCGUCCUCCGGGGCUUCUCCUCGUACUCCGCCGUACAAGGCCCAGCAACGGAGGAGACUAAGAAAGGAGCUGAUGUCUUCAACCCGGCGGUCUUCCUACCGGAGAUGACGGUGGAGGAGUUCUCACCGUUCGAGGACAUGCCGUUAUUCAACGACUCGUCGUGUUUCGAGACGUGGGAGCCGAGGAUUCCCGAGGCGACGACGGCACGGGUGGGAUUCUCCGCGGCGGCGGACCCGUCCACCACGGCAUGGGAUUCGGGCUUCGGCUCAGCCACGUGGCACGAGGACGACUACUUUCACGAGAUCGGCGAUCUCUUCCCGCUGGAGCCGCUCCCCGCCAUAUUCUAAGUCAAAAUCUUCCAACUCGCCGAUUUUUGGCAACCAAUCAAAAGUUAUCGCCGCCAUUAAUCUCUCCUGCGUCGUCUGCUCUCGAGUUGCUUCUUCCGUAUGUUCCAAAUCUUCUGCGUCAUCUAAUGAACACUAAACAUCGAACAAAGCCGUCAAGUUUGGACA